AUGUCCACUUUUACAACCCCACUCCUUCGCCCUACAACACCACUAUGCAACCCCGAUGUACCAGAAUUAAACAUCGAUAAAGUUGCAGUGACUUUCAUGGAUGGAAGCAAAGUUAAUUACGACCGUCCAUUGAAAUUACGCGAAUUGGUUUCUCACAAAACACUCGAUAGAAAAGAUUUGGCAGGUAUAAUGGUCAAUGGAAAAGUACACUCAGUUGUCGACUCUAUUGAUGUUGGUGUGGCAAACAUCGCGCCAGUUAUUUUGGACAGUUUGGAAGGUUCGUCACUUUACAGAAGAACACUUGUGAUGGUCUUUGCCACCGCCGCGUAUCAGACAUUUGGCACCAAAUUUGGUGUCCAAAUUGAUCACCACGUGAACAAUGGAUACGUCGCAAAGAAGUUUGACGGAAAGAAGUUUACUGACGAUGAAUGCAUGGCAAUCAAAAUGAGGAUGCAGGAGCUUAUCAACAAAAACAUUGAAAUCAAAGAAGUCAAUCUUUCCAACGCGGAGGCCGUCAACUACUUUGAACAAACCAACCGCCCAUACACCCUUUCUUUACUCCAAACAACAAACAAAGAAGUUGUCAAGUGCAGUUAUUGCGAUGGGUUUCUUGCACUUUUUAUACGCCCACUCAUGUGGUCUACUGGCAAAAUGACUGAGUUUGACUUGAAAGUUUCGUCGAAUAAAGAUGGGUUGUUACUUCUCUUUCCACUCAUCGGAAAGCCUAUUCCAACAACCCUUGACAAAAUCGAAACGAAAAUGAUAUCACAAUGUUACGACAAGUCAAAAAAAGUAGGGAGAGCAACGGGAAUCGAGUGUAUUGGUGAUUUGAACAAAAAAAUUCUCUCAGGCGAGAGAGAAAUGAUUCUGAUGAUGGAAAACAGACAGGACAUGGAAAUUGCGAAAAUUGCUGACAACGUUGUCGAACACAUAAAGAAAGGGGUCAAGUUGAUUUCUAUUGCUGGGCCAAGUGCAUCAGGAAAGACAACAUUUUCAAAGAAACUUGGAGUGCAAUUGAAGUUAAGAGGAAUUAUCCCAGUGGUGUUGAGUGUUGACGAUUACUACAAACAUCGAGUGGAUUCUCCAAAGGAUCAGUUUGGAAAUUAUGACUUUGAAUGUUUGGAAGCGUUAAGACUGGACGACUUGAAUGACACUUUGAAAAAAUUGUUUGCAGGAGAAGAAGCACACCCAUCCGUGUUCGACUUUGUUUCGGGAAGAUAUUCAAUAUUAGAAGACAAGAUCAUUAAGUUGCCGCCAAAUGGCGUUGUGAUUAUGGAAGGGCUCCAUGGAAUCGAUGAAGGGUUGACACCAGCUAUCCCACGAAGCCAGAAGUACUAUAUCUUUAUUGCGCCAUUGACGCAAAUUAACAUCGAUGAGUACAACUUCAUUGGAAAUCAGGUCCUCAGAUUCUACAGAAGAAUCAUUAGAGACUUUUUGACUCGAAAUUAUAGUGCGUCGCAUACACUUAAAAGUUGGUACGUUGUUGCAAAGGGGGAGGAGAAGUACAUCUUUCCUUACGUUGAUAACGCAGACACAAUUUGGGAUUCAUCAAUGGAUUAUGAACCAUCUGCCCUUUACACUUACAUGAACCCGUUAUUGAGAACAAUUCCAGUCAACGAUCCAAAUUAUAAUAUGGCGUCCAACUUACUCGAAACUUUGGAGAUGUACAUCCCAAUCGACGAUCAUUACAUCGGGUCGACUUCGCUUAUUCGUGAAUUUAUUGGUGGGAGUGUCUUUGAGUAA
This is a messenger RNA of Entamoeba invadens IP1, 1743 nucleotides long. Its product is annotated as uridine cytidine kinase I, putative. The record is from RefSeq and is a predicted model, not a curated record. Gene Ontology annotation, cellular component: cytoplasm. Gene Ontology annotation, molecular function: kinase activity; ATP binding. The transcript has a single exon. Lineage: Eukaryota; Evosea; Mastigamoebida; Endamoebidae. Bases 1 to 1743 code for a protein of 580 amino acids.